AGCUGUAUAAUCUCAUUUUAUGUAAACCUGUAUUCGGACUCUCCCUCCCUAUCUGUCUCUCUAACUCACUCUCCUUCUUCCUCCUUUAAAUUUCGGCUUAAAACCUCCCUUUUUUCUCUUUGCGGGAUCAAAUUGCCGUGAUCGUCUAUAAAAUUACUGUCUAACUCACUCUCUUCUUCCUCUAUUUCUCUCUUUCCUUUCAAUUUCGGUUUAAAACCUCCCAUUUUUCCCUUUUCGCAAUCAAAUUGCCCUGAUCGUCUGUAAAAUGAGUGUCUCAUGGUUGGAUUUGGGGGUUUAUGGAUACGGGGGGUUCCGGCUCUUCAGAUGAUCAAAAUGGAGAUUUGAAAUGUGCAAGCAUGUCUGCUAUUUCAUGCUCCGUUUGCCUCGAAGGAGUACUAGAAGGAGGUGAUAGGUCCAUUGCCAAGCUACAAUGUGGGCACCAGUUUCAUCUAGAUUGCAUUGGUUCUGCAUUUAAUGCAAAAGGUGCCAUGCAAUGCCCAAACUGUCGGAAAGUUGAGAGAGGCCGGUGGCUCAAUGCAAAUGGAUAUCGUUCAUUACCUGAACUGAAUAUAGAAGAUUGGGUCCAUGAAGACCUCUAUGAUCUGCCAUUUGGGCUUCAAUGGUGUCCAUUCCGUGGAUUUACACAACUAUCAUCAGCCUUUGAGGAAGGGGAAGCCCUAUCAAAUACUUAUCAAGACCUGCGAAACACACCGUUUCCAGACAUUUUACCUGCAUCAAGCAGUGCUCAUAUAUGCCCUUACCUAGCUCUCAAUGGCUUCUCUAACCUUAUACAUCACCCCCCACCAUCAAAUGGUUCUGAUACUGCUGCUGCUGAUGCUGCUUCAUUUCAUCGACAUCCAAGCUCGGCUGGAGUAGCCGCCACUGGGGACAUGUUGGGCUCUCAUGUUUUCAUUGCCACUGAGCCUCGCCACCACAAUUGGCCACAACCUUCGCUUCCUAUCCCUGCAACCGGAACCUUGCACAACAGUGGCGAUCAACCUGCUUCUCAAUCUGCUUCCAGGUCGACUAGGAAUGAACCAAAUGGUCCUCAGAGGUUUGGAUCGUUUGUGCAUCCGCUUCCUUUUCUGCACGGGUCGGCCUCGCGUGCAGGCAAUGGCGCCGUGCCCUCACUUGUGGCUCCCCCCGACAGGGCCCAUGCGCGUGGUGCCCACAUCUACAACCAGCAAUCAGGGUCGCCUCCUCUACGGGGGGCCCAUUUCGCCACAGCUGCUGCCCCUUCCUUGAGGAGGAUCAUACCGAGGGGCCUAACCCUCAUCUCCUCUGACACCAAUAACCCUAAUAAUGGCUUUUACGCUAGGGCUCGACAAGAUGGAGGAGAUGGUAGUGGGAGUAGCAUAGGCAGGCGCUUCUAUGGGUGGGCUCGUGAAGGAGUUGCUGGCCCUCUCCCGUGGAUCCCCAUUGAAGGAGAGUCCCAAUGGUGGGGUCCGUUCUUCCCAAGUCCUGGUAAUCCUCAGAAUGGAGGGAGCUCGGAGCCUAUCAUGAGCGGUCGGGUUUACUUUCACCAUAGGUACAUUGCUUCAAUGAUGGAGAGAGCGCCUUCCCAAGGGAGACAAGAUGGUAACCCUUACCAGAGGGCCCCCCACCUUGCGAGGAUGGGGCCCUUUAUGUGAAGGUUUCAGAGUCAUAGAGAGAAUUUGACUUUGUUUAAAGAAAAAAAAGGAUUUUGGGGGGGUUUUGGGACUAUUGCAUUUCCCCCUGUUGUUUGAUGUAAAUUCUGGGUUUUGCUUUUCAUUUUUUCUUCAUAAGGAACUGGUUGCUUGAUUCAAGGUUUGGGACGAUAUUCUUUUUGCAGUAUGAGUGAGCUUGGUUUUCAUUUA
Molecule: messenger RNA, 1838 nt
Organism: Amborella trichopoda
Lineage: Eukaryota; Viridiplantae; Streptophyta; Magnoliopsida; Amborellales; Amborellaceae
Product: E3 ubiquitin-protein ligase IPI1
Molecular function (GO): ubiquitin-protein transferase activity
Source: RefSeq, a predicted model, not a curated record